AUGAAUGUCUACAACUCAUUUCGUUAUGAAGCGGAACAUGUAGCUCCAAAUUUCGAUGCGAUAGAACAAGAAUCAUUAAAUUUCGACUCAUCAUAUGAUUCUUCACUUUCAGCCAAUAGUAAUGCGAUAGUGUCCAAUGAAAUUACCUCAAGAUCAUCACAACAAUCCUUACUCAAGAAAUCACCGCCUGUGACAACAAACAUUAACGUCACGGUUACUUCUAUUGAAGAUGAAUCGAAAUUGACUCAUAAUUAUUCUCAACAGCAUUUAAUUAUUAAACUUCCUUUCCCUCCAAUAAUUGACAAUGAUAACUUAAUUAAACAGAAUUGUGUUAAACCCUUAACUGCUUAUAUCGUUUAUCGUUACGUUUAUAUUAAAGAGCUUCGUUCACGAAACGUUAAUUUCCAAAUAACACGAAUAUCACAUGUUAUUGGUGACUCUUGGAAAAAGGAACCGAAAAUUGUAAAAGAAGAAUAUAAAAAACUCGCAGAGAAUGCAAAUAAUCGAUAUAACUUUAAAUACCAGCAAAGACAACUAUUACAAUUACCUGUAAAUCAAUCGUCUUCUCCUGCUACUGCCUCAGAAUCACUUCCAACUUAUUUAAAUAAUUCACCAUCUUCUACAUCAGCGAUAGAACAAGAAGAAUUAUGUAAUUCAUUAAGCACUUAUCAAAACAACUUGACGCCAUCUAACGAGAAUACAAUCGAUAAACAGACUACAUCUAAGGUUUAUAGAACUAAACGCACUGCAGCUUGCAAUCUUUGUAGAAAAAAAAGAGUUGGAUGUAAAUAUUCUGGCAAUGGUCCAUGCGAACUAUGUGUCAAAUCUAAUUAUGAAUGUCAAUUCGAGGAACAGAAAAAGAGAGGCCCUAAACCUGGUAAAAAAAUUAAAUCGAAUACUUCUUGGGAAGGUUUUCAAAAUUUAAGUAAUAAAUACAUACAAGAAGCUCGUAAAUUCGGAAUUAAUGUUACUGGAAUCAUCAUUCACCCAGGCAUUUCAGAUACAUCAAAUUAUACAUUACAAACCUCAGAAAUAAUUACAGAUUUGGGAUCAACAUCGCUUGUGGAAGAAUCAAAUUUUCAGAUAUAUUCUCCUGAAUUCACGAUUCAAACGUCACCUUUACCAACUUUCUCUUCAAUCGACUAUGGAACGUUAAACAACCAAUUAACUUCGAUGCCUGUUAACUGUAUUUUGGAUGAUAAAGACCAAUAUUUUACAAACAAUAUGUGA
Messenger RNA from Dentiscutata erythropus, 1230 nucleotides. The record is from the annotation of a GenBank genome assembly. NCBI's taxonomy places the organism in Eukaryota, Fungi, Glomeromycota, Glomeromycetes, Diversisporales, Gigasporaceae.